CUUGAUGCACAAGUGCCGCAGCCGGGUGAACCGUUAUUGUCACUUUGUGCGCAGCCAGAACAACCGUCUGAGCGUUUUGGGUUGUUUUUUUUGGUUUUGUUUUUUUUUGCUGGAGAUAAAUACAAAAGCCAGUGACAUCCAGCCGACAUGGGGAAGGUGGAAGGAGGAAUGAAAUGCGUGAAAUACCUUUUGUUCGUGUUCAACUUCAUCUUCUGGUUGAUGGGAUCCUUUGUUCUGGCAGUGGGGCUGUGGCUGCGUUUUGACCCAGAAACCGUCUCCCUGCUCAGUGGCGAUAAGGCUCCAGAUACCUUCUUUAUUGGUGUGUACAUACUAAUUGGUGCUGGCAGUCUGGUGAUGUUAGUCGGCUUCUUUGGCUGCUGUGGAGCUGUUAGAGAAUCUCAAUGUCUGCUGGGUUCAUUCUUUGCCUGCCUGCUGAUCAUCUUUGGUUCCGAGGUGGCAGCAGGGGUAUUUGGAUUCCUAAACAAAGACAAGAUAAUCGAAGAUGUCCAGAACUUCUACACAAAGACCUACAAUGAAAACAGCAACGGCACAUUGAUCAUGUCUUACCAGAAAGUACUGAACUGUUGUGGAACCGUGGCGAGUCCGUGCCCUGAUCUCGAGCCAGAUACCACGGACUGUGAGAAGGGCAUCAAAGAGUUCUUCAACAGUAAGCUCUACAUCAUUGGAUACGUGGGAAUUGGCAUCGCUGGAGUCAUGAUCAUUGGGAUGAUUUUCAGUAUGGUGCUCUGCUGUGCCAUUCGCAACAGCAGGGAGGUCAUCUAAGCUUUAUCCUUCACUUCCUCCUGUGUCCAGCCCCUGUACAGCACUUCAGCUCAAAUGUCAGCUCCUAUCCAUCAUCCACGCAGGGACCCAGGAAACAGAACACGUUCAAAAAAAUUCCUUUUCACUAUGGUGCUCACACCCUCUCUCCUGGCCUGAUCCUCCAAUAUUUUCUUCCUAGAAUCAUUCUUUAUCUAUGUCCAGUCACAAGUUAAGUAGUGCAAUCUACCUUUUAUAGCAUUCUGAUAAGACUGUCGCAUAUCAAGUGGGAAUAGUCUCUAAUUACCUGACAGUUUGUCAAAUAGUUUUCCCUCAUGGCCAUUUGGCCACCGCUACAAAUUUUGACCCACAUACUGUCACAGUAGUGUCAAUGCUUUUUCACAUAGCCUUGACACUGACCUCUUGCCUGUGGGAAACUAAAGCCCGAGAGAGCAAUCUGAGGCCAAAGCAGCUGAGUUUGCUUAUUUGAACACACAAGAAUGAAAACACACACAUAGACGUGCACGGACAUACAAACACAGCAAUGUUGUGUUACAUGAGACCGCAGCCUUAAAAAAGGUUUUUCUGGCUCCUGGAAGCGAGUCCUGAUUGGUGGAAUCAGAGGACAGGAGUGUCAAGAGAGGGAAUGACUGGUGAAUGUUUCAAAUGCAUCCAUCAUGUAACCCCAGCACUUUUACUAACACACACACACACACUAUACACACACUCUUGGAACCGCUCAGACCGCACAGGUUGCUCUCUACAACGAAAAUCCAGUUGUUGUAAAGGAAUAGUUUGACUUUUUGUUGCUUUAUAUUUAUUAUACAGGCAUGAGAGCAUGACGAAAAAGUAAGUAGGCAUUUUUCCCAAAAUGUCAAAGAGUUUCUUUCAACAACUAUACCACUGGCUCGCAUGUUCUAAUGUGACAUGAUUUGCAGAUAUAAAAAAAUAAAUUACAGAUAGGAUUCCCUUUUUCGCUACUCGUCUGUUAGGCUGUGUGAUCCAGUGUCAUGAACACCCCUGCCUACUCUUUCUUUGAUUAUGUAUACGCUCUCUUACAUAAGAAAGUACACUUGGUGUCUGCCAACUGUAUAGAAGACCCAGAUCAUGUGGCCAUGUUUACAGGCUAAACUUAUACUGGCCGGUCAAUUGAGAGCAGCGAACUUUGGAUUCCCAUGUUCGGCCUUUGACCUCUUCCCACUAUCAUCUUUUUUUCCCCCCCUCUGUGCCUUAAAAGUACACCUCCCAUACCAAGAUCCAGUAAAAUGGUUCCUCUUAUUUCAUCAACCUCAGAAAACCUAGGAUCACUUAAUUUAUCCAUGUCAAAUCAGGCCACUGUAAAUUUGUUUGUUCCAAGUGUCAGGACUCCAGUGUGUAAAUAUGUGUGGAUUUUUUUUAGUUUUUUUUUUGUAGUUGUACAUUAUUUGUGGCUGAUGUGUUAGUUACUAUUUAACAAGCUGUGUGUAGACAGAUGUUUGCAGUAGUUUGUACAGUGUUGUAGUCUUGACAGUGUUUGCAAAUGUGGUCAAAGCAAAUCCACACGGAUAAAACAGCUUCUUAACGUGCCUUUCUUUGAUAACAAGCUAUUCUGUGAGCUGCAGGCUGUCUGAGCGUAGCAAAUAAAUGUAGCAAAAAGUGUACAUAUGUUUGUAGAGUUGGACUGCAAUGAACUGUCACAGACGUUCAGUGAGUAGCACAUAUUAGCUCGUCUCGCCGCUGUUGUUUCGCCGUGUCACUUGACUGUCUUGCGUAAAGCAACAAUUAGCUUGCCAACUAUUUCAAAAGCCUUUUGGUACAAAGAAAGUCUCCUCUGAGGACUCUGAACAAUCAUGUUAAUGUUAAGUUCAAAUGAUCACGCUAUAUUUGAUGUAAGCACUGGUCAAUUUUGCUUUUUUAUGAGUUUUUUUUUGUUUGUUUCUUUUUUUGUUUUUGUUUUUUUUUUUCACUUCAGUGUAAUGUGACACAAGUGAGGAGACAACAAAAGCUUCCUUACCACUUUGGGAUGCCAGUAGGCAGUGUUUACUCUGAAGCGACACUGAAGAGUCACUAGACUGUCACUUCAGAGGCUCAGCGGAGUUUAAACAGUUUACUCCUACUCAAUCCUCGAAGCUGUUGCUGCGUUCCUCAGUUACGUUUGUUCAAGCAAAUCUGGAGACGAAACACGCUCCGCACCUAAAAAAAAAAGCACAGUCGAGCCUUUCAUAGAUGAUUGUGUGUUAAUUUAUUUUCAUACCAUUCCAGGCUUCUCAGGAAUAUGGGUGUUUGAAGUUCAAAUAAAGGUUUUAAGGUUUUACAGAC
Stegastes partitus (bicolor damselfish) is the source of this 3057-nucleotide messenger RNA. RefSeq names its product CD9 antigen-like. Lineage: Eukaryota; Metazoa; Chordata; Actinopteri; Pomacentridae. Gene Ontology annotation, cellular component: plasma membrane. The transcript is spliced from 8 exons. The coding region runs from base 148 to 783 and encodes 211 amino acids. The record is from RefSeq and is a predicted model, not a curated record.